CUUGUCGCAAGUCGAAGGCUUUCCAAUUAAGAUCAAGAAUUUCUUCGGCGUCGGAGAAAACGGCCCGAUGUGCGCCACUAAAAAGCAACCCAACCUCAGACAACCAAAAAGACCAAAGACAUCGCCGAUUGACAGCGCAAAUAUCACCAGCAAUGGCUGUGCCACGUUCUAGGAUAUUGGACCUGAUGAAGGUAGGUUUAUCUGAUAUACAAGAAACUGUACUCGCCAGAAUACUUAUUCUACAAGGUCCAAUGUCGAAUCUUCUCCCAUACCUUCAACCCCGAAGGCCAGCGACUCGGAAACAAAGUCUUGCGCCAACGACUAAAGGGACCGGCUCUGGCAUCAUAUUAUCCAAGGAAAAUGGGCACGUACAAGGACCUGCAGAAGGCGUAUCCAGAGUGGGAGGUUAUCAAUGAGGAGGAGGAGCAUCGGCGGGAAAUGCUCAAGAUGUAUGCUACAAGGGAAAGAGAGGUGGUUGGAACACCAGCUAAUAACUUUGCAGUAUCAAGGCACGCGGAAAGGGUGCACCAAAGAAGAAGAGGACGGCGGAAGGUCUGUAUAACCGCGCUGGGUACUGGGUCUAUACUGACACUCUGCAGAAUCAAAGAAGUUCAAGAACAAGAAACGUGCGGCGGAGAGAGCCGCUGGAACAGCUACAUAGAACUAGCGAAAGAAAUAAUGCAGGAAAUGUGUAUCAGAUAUGGUUUAUUUGUAAAAUACUCGGCGUUUGGUGGAGAUACCAGAAGAGACACCAAUACAGGAAGAUGGCUGCUCAGCAUAGAGAUGUUCUAUUUGCACAAUUACAAGAUCAGUCUUGGGGGUUGAUGCCCUCCAUCGUAAGUCUUCAAUUUUGUUUUCGCCUCGUCAUAUCGGCUCUUGUGUAGCCAUGAUGGCGCUCCAUUCUUGAGUAUAUUGGGAAGAGUGGAAUCUGUUUCAAUAGCCCAAAGUUACCAAUUAAUGGGAUUCGAC
This is a messenger RNA of Hymenoscyphus albidus, 969 nucleotides long. The record is from the annotation of a GenBank genome assembly. NCBI's taxonomy places the organism in Eukaryota, Fungi, Ascomycota, Leotiomycetes, Helotiales, Helotiaceae.